AUGAUUGGAAAAGAAAUGAAAAGAGAAUGUUAUGUUCAUUCUGGAAUGAUCUUUAAAAAAAAAGGAGAAAGACUUAUUUCUAAAUGUGGAAGUUGUAUUAAUAUGGUUGGUCCAUCACUUACUGAGAUUCAUUGUAUUAUUGUAGGAUUUUUUAAUGUUACAGAUCAAGACUCUCCAUUGUAUGAAAUUCAAGACCAUGCAGUAGUAAGUGAUUAUGAAUUUUUUAAAAUUGCUGCCACAACAACUCCUUGGUCAAAUACUGAGUUUACACAAAUAACUAUUUCAGAAGCUACAUGUUUAUUUACUGUUUUCCCAUCAAUUCAUAUUCUUAAAGAAGAAAAAGGAAUUUCAACAGUAGCAGUAGUUAAUUCAAAUGAUAUUGUAGAGAAAAUUAUUUAUAAUGGGGUAGAAUAUUUUCAGAACGGACAUUAUUUUGACAUUCCAUUUAAAGAUACAACUGUAUCUUUUCAAAUAGUUUCAAUUACUAAUAAAAUACUUAAAGUAAAUAAUAUGAAACUUAGUACUAAAAAAUUUGUACUUGACCAACGUUUUCCUUCUACCUCUCAUACUUUAUGUCAGUUCUCUUCUACUUCUAAGGUUUAUACUUUUGAUGGAUAUGCUGAUAUUUUAUGGAUUUUUCAAUGGCAUUUUGUUGAGUUACAAUCCACUGGAUUUGUAAAAUUAACAGAUGAAGAAGUGAUUAAUAAUGGACUAAUUUUACAUUCUAUUGAUGGUAAAGCAUCUCUUAUUUCUUAUGCAACAACAGUAUUUAAUUUUGUUAUGGCUUAUAGAGAGUUAAGAAUAGAAGGAACUUCAGAUGCAGAAUGGAAUUUAACUUCAUAUAAAUGGGGAGGAUAUAAUUAUGGAACUGAUAGUUCUCUUGUGACAUAUCCUCCUUGUGUAAGUACUGGUUUCAAUGAAGAAUCUAAAUGGAUCAAUGAAACAACAUUCCAAUUUAAUAUAUCUAUUACUGUAUCAAAGAGAUGUUCUUAUUAUUUAAAUUCUAUGCUUCUUAAUUUCAAAACAGAUGGAAAUAGAAUUCUCAAGUUUUCUAAUAUACGUUUUAAAGAUUUUGAAAAUAAAAAAACAUGUAAAGUAGCGUCUUUAUAUUGUGAUGGGAUGGAAUGUAAUGCAGAUUCAGAGUCUGAAGAUGCUAAAUGGAAACCAGAAUGUGUUCCACGUUGUGGUGUAUGUAGAGUCGGAUAUAAAUGUUCAGUAAAAGGAAAAUGUAUAAAAGAAGAAGAAAUAAAUACAAGAAGUGCAUGUAAACAUAUUUCUAUUAUAACUCUAUUUGCUUGGUUCAUUGUGUUAAUUGUCUAA
Molecule: messenger RNA, 1320 nt
Organism: Entamoeba nuttalli P19
Lineage: Eukaryota; Evosea; Mastigamoebida; Endamoebidae
Exons: 1
Coding region: 1-1320 (439 amino acids)
Source: RefSeq, a predicted model, not a curated record